AUGUGGUGGCUACUGAGAACAAUGUGCUUUGUUCAUGUGAUUGGAAACAUAUUUUGUUUGUUGAAACCCAAACUGCGGAAUCCUGAAGCCAAUAUGAAUAUUAGUGAGAUUAUUUCCCACUGGAACUAUAAAAGUGAGGUAUAUGAGGUUGUGACUGAUGAUGGUUAUAUUCUUCUACUUUACCGGAUUCCCAUGGGGAAGAAUGAACCCAGGAAUUCAUCUACAAAGCCAGUUGUGUAUUUGCAGCAUGGGUUGACUCUAUCUGCUUCUGCUUGGCUUAUCAACCCUCCCAGCAGCAGCCUUGGCUUCCUUCUGGCAGAUGCUCACUUUGAUGUGUGGCUAGGGAAUGUCAGAGGCAAUAACUAUGCCAGGAAACAUGUGUACCUAGACCCAAAUUCUACAGCAUUCUGGAAUUUUAGUUUUGAUGAACAAAUAAAAUUCGACAUUCCAGCCACCAUUGACUUCAUUGUGAACAAGACAGGACAGAAGCAAAUUUACUAUGUCGGCCAUUCCCAGGGCACCCUUCUUGCUUAUGGGGCAUUGGCAACAAAUCCACAGCUGGCCCAGAAAAUCAAAGCCAACCUUGCCCUGGGCCCUGUUGUGACCACCAAGUAUCUGUCAGGUGCCUUUCGCACAAUCGCUUACAUUGACCCAACAGUGAUCAAGAAAGUGUUUGGAGAAAAGGAUAUAAUGACCAGUCCAGAUGGUAAUCGUGUCCUUCAGUUUGUGUGCCAUCGGGAGACAAUGGGAACUGUUUGUAAUAAUUUGCUUGCAGUGCUAUUUGGAUAUAACCCCAAGAAUUUAAAUGAGAGUCGUAUUGAUGUGUAUGCUGGACACAUUCCAUCAGGAACUUCAGUUAGAAAUAUACUUCAUUUUUCUCAGGGAAUCAGAACAGGCUUAUUCCAAACUUAUAACUGGGGCAGCGACUCUCUAAAUAUGCAGCACUACAAUCAGUUUACUCCUCCUAUAUACAAGGUGGAGAACAUGAAAGUUCAAACUGUCAUAUGGAGUGGUGGACAAGAUAUUCUGGCAAAUCCAAUAGAUGUUAAAAACCUGGUAGCCAAAACCUACAAUCUAGUUUAUCACAAGAAGAUUAGUGACUAUAAUCAUUUGGAUUUUAUAAUUGGUAAAGAUGCUGCUGAAAAAGUUUACAACGAUUUGAUUGCAUUCAUCAAAAAAGAUCAAUCAGGGUGA
Onychomys torridus (southern grasshopper mouse) is the source of this 1194-nucleotide messenger RNA. Its product is annotated as tear acid lipase-like protein. The record is from RefSeq and is a predicted model, not a curated record. NCBI's taxonomy places the organism in Eukaryota, Metazoa, Chordata, Mammalia, Rodentia, Cricetidae. Gene Ontology annotation, molecular function: sterol ester esterase activity. Gene Ontology annotation, biological process: lipid storage; sterol metabolic process. Gene Ontology annotation, cellular component: intracellular membrane-bounded organelle; lipid droplet.